Messenger RNA from Amoebophrya sp. A120, 1803 nucleotides. NCBI's taxonomy places the organism in Eukaryota, Dinophyceae, Syndiniales, Amoebophryaceae. The record is from the annotation of a GenBank genome assembly.
CUCUCUGUGGGUUUAAGAGCAAAAGCGCGCGGCACUCCUUCCGCACCCUUCUUCGCUGGCUGUGCGGAACAGCCAGCGGAGAGAGGGUGCGGGGAACAGUGCUGUUUCCCCGUCGUGGUGUCGUCCAGCACGUGUGGUUACCGCGAUCGAGUUACCCCGCAGAGAACCCGGACGAAUUAGGGGGGUCUACUGCUGACGCGAAGCAUUUGCGCAAGCUUGAGGGGCAUCGCAACACACCGUGGACCUCAAAUCGCAGUUUCGACAUUCGGGCGACAUUCGCACACGACCGCAUCAAAAUGGACCCAGAAACCUUCCCGACGUCUCCCUUCACGGGCGUCCGCCUGCGCUGGUAUCAGCCGAACACUGGAGACAAUGUUCCCAGCGGCACGGGGGACUUGCGAUUGGACGGGAAAAUGCUGCUGGAGCUGGAAUUUCGUUGGGGAAAGAUCGCGCGGGCAACUUUCAUUUUCGCCGAGGGCGUGAACAAGGAAAAUGGGGAGCGUGUGUAUGCGCCAGUGCGCUACGAAUUUGCUGGGGGAUCUGACGCGAGCACAUUUGAUCGCGUGUUCGAGUAUCAAACGUUACUAGAAACCAACGCUGCAAAGAACGUCAUGCUGUUGAUGAAAAUUAAAAUGUGCGGACGCAAAAUGACGCAAAGAUGAAGGCAAGGAAACGACCGAGGGGCCAUUUUUUUGGUACCUGUCCAAAGAGUUUUUCCCCCGACUUAUGUCCAACACGACUCGAGUUUUGGAAAAGAGCAUCUCGCUUUUGCCAUUUGCGCUGCUAGUUUGCAUAUUAUAUACAAAUUGAAAUUGUCAUGACAAUGUGGUGCGGCAACUGUUUCUAGACGAUACCGCACGCGGAGUGUUCAAACUUCCGGAAAAUUUGGAGUUCUCCGAAGAGUCGUCCGUGCCGGAGUUCCUUCGCUUGAUCAAGCCCGCAACAUUCUUAACAGCCGAGCCCAGUCUGGGCACGGCUUCUGGCGGAGACCAUAUCUACGGUUGAACGGACGAGCUGCGUUCGACUACAAGUGGUGCAAUCACUCGACGACGCCAAUAUUAAAGCGGUGGCACAUGAUGCUGUAGCUUCGUGUUGAAUUAUUAGUGGCGCGCUGAGGUAGAAUUUCAAUUUAUUUUAUCGUGACAGGUGGACCACCCUGGUGUAGUCACUACCACUAGCCAGGUCUGUCCUACUUGUGUUGCAAGAAAGACAGCUCAACGAAUUGCAGUCCUCGGCAACAAAAGUGGGUGUAAUAAACUAUGAGAUUUGAUUGUGGUUACACUAACGACACCUGCCACAUCUCCAAAUUUAUAUUUUGCCUGAACUAAGUUUAAGUACCCUGAUAGUACGGGGAACGAUAUAUUACUUCUCUUCUUAUCACUACAGUGAUUUACACAACUGGAAUCCUCAAACGAAAAACCAACCGAAGGGAAGAUUGUUUUGGCGUAUCUAAGAACAAACGAGGGUGUUUUUGCGUAUCGUAUCGCUUUAGUCACUUCCCUUCCGGUGGAUUUUUUAUUUUACGCUUGAACGAGAUGCAAUUGCUUUGCGAAGGCGAGAAAGCCAAAGAUAGUUUAGAAAUGCGAAUUAGACAAGGGCUCAAAAGCAGCUGUAGCUAGGGGAGGAAGGUAUGAAGAAAAGCAAAAGUUUAUUUUUAUCAUCUCGCGGGCCGUUUAUCAUCUUCACUGGAACAAAAGAAACGUGCUCUUUCAAAAACCUAUUCGAGCACAACGUGUACGAUGCGAAUGCAAAAAAUCUGGGAUAUUCUUCAAGUACCACACGCAAACACUUCUUGUAGAGGAG